UUUCAGGAUUUGCCGUCCUUUCCUAGCACAGCCUCUACAUCACAGGAAGACCAUGAAAGCAUUUUAGGAACCACUUUCUCCAGGAAAUUGAGAGUAACUCUGUUAAGCAGUGAAUGGAGAUCAACAAAAGGAGGCUUGUCAACCAUCAACCGAGAGCUGGCUAUUCAGUUGGCUAAGGAUCCCCAAAUGGAUGUCAGUGUUUAUCUCCCUCAGUGCAGUCAAGAGGAUAAACUAGUUGCUGCAAGUCACAAUGUACAUCUUAUUGAAGCAGAAGAAAUGCCAGGUUAUGACAACCCAGUAGACUGGUUGUCCUUUCUCCCUGAAAGCCAUUCUGUCGAUUGUGUGAUAGGACAUGGGGCUGUUCUUGGUCGGCAAGUGCAGGGUAUAAAACGUCAGUGUAAGUGCCAGUGGAUUCAGGUCGUUCAUACAGCUCCUGAAGAGCUUGGUAUGUACAAGUCCUACGCAGAUGCUAUUUCAAAAGGUGAGAAAAAGCACCAGGCUGAGGUAAAACUCUGUGAAAAAGCUGAUCAAGUUGUAGCAGUUGGUCCCAAGCUGGCUGAAGCUUUCUCAGGUUAUCUCCGUGCCUGUGGAAAGGAUCAAGAUGUUCUCAAUCUUACCCCAGGCAUCUUCUCUGAAUUUUCUGAGGUAAAUCAAGCCACUGAAGAAAGAAAAACAUUCAGUGUUUUAGUGUUUGGACGUGGUGACAAUGAAGACUUUCAGCUAAAAGGAUAUGACAUCGCUGCUCGCGCUAUUGCCGAGUUGAAAGACGAGCCACAGCCCUAUAAGCUGUUGUUUGUUGGAGCUCCAAGUGGAGAAGAGGAGAAAGUGAAAGAUUUGUUACUUAAGCAAGGCAUUGAUCGCAGUCAACUAACUGUGCGUUGUUUCAAUGAAAGCAGAGAGCAGUUAGCCCGAUUGUUUUGUGAAGUAGAUCUUGCUAUAAUGCCAUCACGAACUGAGGGCUUCGGUCUAGCCGCCCUUGAGGCUUUAUCUGCUGGUCUGCCUGUGCUGGUCAGUGAGAACUCUGGUCUUGGCGAGGCCUUACAGGAAGUUCCAUAUGGUUCAAACUGUGUGGUGGAAUCAGAAGAUCCUAAAGAUUGGGCCAAUGCAAUCAAAGCUGUUCGGAAGAAAAAAAGGAAGCUUCGACUGAGAGAGGCCAAGCUUCUUCAAGGAGAGUAUGCAGAGAUAUACAGCUGGCAGGAUCACUGUAAUAGACUUGUGGAACGAAUGCUUGCCAUUUCUCAAGGUAACUGGUUCACUUUUUAAUUCAAAUUGGUCUUGGUAUUGUGUAAUCUGCUGGCAUUGGGAAAUGUAAGUUCACGCAGUUAUAACUACAACGUGAGUGAAAACUUCACAACGACAAAUUUAUCAAUCUCUUUUUAAUAACUCCACCAGAGAAGUCCACCUACAUUUGCCAAUUUCUGAGAGUUUCAAAAUCGCGAUACGUUUCAACGUCUUCUUCCCAACCAUGAGGGUCGAAAGUAACGAAUUAUUCUAUUGCUACAUUUGCGUUUUUUUUUUAUGUAGGUCCCAGUGCAGAUGCGCAGAAUUUAUCUAAGAAAACCACUGUGAUCUGUCAUGAUGAAAAGCCCCCUACAACUGAAAAACAUCUUUAUAAAGGUACAGUUGAAUCUUAGAAACAUAAACAAUAUGUCCACAAGAGAAAUUCAUUGGUUUCUAUGUAGGAAGGACUGGGAGAUGUACUUAUUCCUUGUGGGGAUGUUAAAUAACUAAGAAAUGGUCGAAGCAUUGAACAAGACUCGUUUAAGACUGACUUACAAGGUCAAAACGUUUUCACGCUGGUUACAGGUUAACAAUCUUAGAUGCCGAGAAAUAAUACUCGUUUCAGGUUUACGUUUUUCAUGCUAAAUAUGGUAAUGGACCACGGCAUAAGGAAAUUGCAUUUUAUCAGAGAGGCUUGGUUGUUUUGAAUAUUGUAGGUUAUUUUCAGUGAAAUUUUCAGCUUGCGACAUCUAAAUGCUGGUCAUUGUUGGGUGUCGAGGUGAUAAGUAACAAUAGACCUCUUUAGCUUGUAGGUUUUGUUUUCCAAUGCAGGUCAUGUGUUAAUACUCUAGGGGACUGUUUCUUUCAAAUUAUAUCUUAUUCACGUGCAAACAUGAUCUGCGCAUAAAAAGGGACAAAGCGUCUAGUUCCCUCUGGACCUCUAUUGAGAAAACAACAAUGGAUUUCAGAAUCCGGGAAACUUUUGCUUGUGGAAUCUGGAAUUCGGGAAUUUUUUUGUGAAAUCCGGAAUCGUUGGCCUUGGAAUUUAACGAUUUGAAUCCUAAAUCCAUUAUCUGGAAUCUGGAAUCCCCAAUGUGGACUCCAGAAUCCAAGUCUUUCUUCUUCUGUGUUUUUGUUUGAUUAGUUCAAUUCAACAGAGCUUUGCAGCGUCUGGAAAUUACAACGUUCAGGGCUUGAACGCGCGACAGGUCUUUUUCAAACUUCUUUAACAGAAAAGCCACAUUUAUGUAGCUAGUUCGUACAAUAUUCUAUUUAGAAAUAAUGGUUAUGAAGAUUGACUAUCAGUGUUUAUUAUUCUAUCAAAAUAUUUCGCCGUUUCUGAUUGAUUUUUCAAGGAUAAGUUAUAAAGACCUGAAAAGGAAAACCCGUUCAAUGGACAUUUUUCAAGAGUCGACUUUUAAAGAUUCUUCGUUGAUAGAAUGGCCACAUUUAAUAGAAUUGCCACAUUUAUGUGGCUAGUUCGAACAAUGUUUUAUUUUGAAAAAUUGCAAAUAUAAUGGAUAUAAGGAUUGACUAUCAGUGUAUGUAGGGUAAAGGUAAAAAAAAAUAUAAUAUUGGGGAAAAGUACAAAAACAGUAUUUGAUUGGAUUUUAGGCUCGGCAAAGAAACGCCAGUCUUCCAAGAAAGGCAAAAGGCCGUUGUCUUCAAGUAACAUUCCAGCUCCAAAGUACCCAAGGCUAUUGAAAGAUGAAGGUAAGGUUUGUUUUUGUUCAAGUUUGAAUAAGGGUUAGUUGUUUCUUUUCAUGUAUAUUGUAUAUGUACAACCAUCUUAGUGGGGAAGAUGUUUUUCCGCAGUGUGUGAUACAGGCGGCUCGUAAAAAAAUUCAAAUACUCCCCGAAUAGGAGUCGAACCUAUGACCUUCUGGUUACUGGUAUAGAUGCUCUACCACUGAGCUACAGGAGACUGGAGGGAGCGUAGGCCACUAAACUAGGUUCACGUUACAAACAUCCUGAAAACUGCUCCAAGGACUAUAGGACUAGUAUCACACACCGCAUCGGAAGUAACACAAAGUGGGUGAUUUUGUGUUCCUUGAUUGAGGCUUUAUAAUGCCCGUACGGCCCUGCUUCCGGUUUGAAGUUGGACUCUCACAAGGCUUGAGUCGCUCUCAUUCACGCUUGGAGCAGAUUGUACGCUUUCCACGUCUGACCCACUCUCCCAAUUUCGAAACGUGCUUCAAAACACCCGCAAGCUACAAUAAGGCCAAUUCAGAUUUUGAGCACAUUUUGGCCCAAAACGUAGUCAAGUCGCGCUACAGUUGCUUGAGUGAAAGAUUAUGCAUGGUCAACGGUUUAGUUCCUAACUCAGUAUUUUUUGUUUGUUUGUUUGUUUGUUUUUUUUGCGUCGCUACCACAAGCGCAGCACAAAAACGUUUCCUCUUGGUUUAUUUGUUUGUUUUCAGUUAAGGAAUUUUCCAUCUGAAGUUUGUUAACUCUGACAAGAUAAACGAAGCCUUUUUGAGAUUUAUGACAUUUGCCUAAAGACUUUGAUGGAUCACCAAUGACGUGUUACAAAAGCAAAAUCUUUAAGGCGACGUAAUUUUACAAAGAAUGUGUUUUACGUGUAAAUGUGGGAGGAGGGUAAAUGUGGCAGUAUACUUUAGAACUUUUUGAUUGAAUCCCAAAAUGAUAAAGAAGUUAGUUUUUGUGGUGCUGUAUCAUGCAGUGAGGAAAUAAAAUACAGAAAUUUGGUAUUAACAAGAAUCGCCGAAAGGCGAUUUUUAACUGGGAUGCAAAGAGGCUAUUUUUUCUGAGGGGAGGGGGCGGCUAUACACACUCAGGCUACCAUAAAACCUUGUCGGCAACCAUUGCAUGCGACAGAAUCUCAUGUGAGACUGAAACAUAAACUCAUUCAGAACAUUGUACCCUUUUGAAAGACUUUCGUAACCAAAAAAAGAGUACCAUUUUUAAGUGGGGGCUGUAUAAUAACUUUUAAAUUCCGCCAUAAUGAAUAAAAGUAAACAAGUUAGCCAUUAAUUCUAAGCAGGAAAUGAUUAGCAUUAUUUUCACGCACCCCUCCCCCAAUCCCUCUGUGCCCCAAAAUAUAGCGUGACAGUUUAACGUGACCAAUUUGACGUAACCGGAAAUUCCAAAAAUUUUUGUCGUUCUACGAGCAUUAAGUGCGACGGACGGAGCUGAUUUACACCAGACAGAAAUAUUGUAUUGUAUGAAAACCUGGCCCCAGUUGUUCAAACGUUGGAUAGUGCUUUCCACCGGAUAAAUCACUAUCCAUCGGAUAGCGUAAUUGGUUUCCCUAAUACUUAUCCGCUGGAUAGUGAUUUAUCCGGUGGAUAGCGCUCUCCAACGUUUGAACAACUGGGGCCAGAAGUAUACUAAAACAGACAGCCAACUGCCCAUUCAUCCCGCCUGAUCCAGGGGCCUCUGACUGCAAUGAGACUUUGCUGCGCUUUCCACAAACAUGCGAACUCUAAACUUCAAAAGCCACCUUCACAAUUGUGUUUUUCGCUGCCGUCAAUCAUAAUUACGAUCACAAGCGACGAACCUUGAAACAGAGAAACACAAAACGGACCGAAAUCCACAAAUCACAAACCAUGACCUUUUGAACCCGUGAAGUAAAGUUUUGUUUCCUAAGAGGUCCGUUAAGAUAAGAUGAUUGACAGCAGCGAAAAACGCAAUCGUCGGUUGCCUUCUGAACUUCAGAAUUCGCAUGUUUGUGAAAAGUGCAGUGAAUAGACGAUCCUAAUUUGCGGUCUACAUUCUACAUCAAAACGCACUAUUUUUUCCGCAAGGUAAAAAAUAUUCAGUUUUAAGAUUUUCCUCUUGGCAUUUUUCUCUAACUUAAAGGAAUAAAAUCCUUUGCAUUUUGUGACCUAAAAAAGUUUAAAGAUUUCUCGCUCGCAUGUUGCUUUCAUCAGCACGCACUUCAAACAAUGUAAAUAGAUGAAACGAUCGACAUAUUCUUUACCUGAUACCGAUAUGAGUUAAAAAUUCGCUCGAGUUCAUUGUUUGUCUCACCCAUGACUAUCUUUUUUUCAUGGACGAUAACUAUGCCGCUUAAUAACUCCUCCGAAGUUUUUGUGCCAGCUAAACAAUAUGGAAUCACUAUUCACAGUCCUUAAAUAUAUUAGAAAGACUGAACGUGACGCACCAUUGUGACUUUGUUUACUUUUGAUCACAUCUUCAAGCGAAGUCUCUCUUUUAAAGCGAUCCAUCUCAAUGCACAAUAAUUGACCCUUGUAUUAGUUAAAACCCUAUGGUUCAUUUACUGAGUAUAUUAAUGCUGUUUUUGCCCCUCACAUUGACUGUGUUCGUUCGUAUUCAAAACACCUUUAGGAAAAUAAAGGUCAUAUAAGUCAUGUGUAUUAUGUUUCGAGAUAAAUGGAUUAUACGCUUUUUUAAGUUUCCAUUUUGCGGUGACUUCAGUUUACAUCUCCAUAAAAUGGUAGAAGAAAUAUCAAGAAACAUCACGAGAGCUGAAAAUUUUCAAAGGCAUGUUUCUGGAACUCGCUAAUGCUGACAUCAAUAUAGCGUGCUUGCUGAAUGGGCGAAAACACAGAAUUGUGAUCACAAGAUCAUGUACAAAUUUAAUGAUAAAAGCUUAGCAAGAUACAGAUACAAACAAAAGCAAACCCCCUGAAACCUCGACGUGGGCUACACUUGUAUGCUCUACUCAGUCACCAAACCUUGUCAGUAAUAGCUCCUAUUUUCCUCAAGUCAAGCCUUGAACUUGUGUGCGAAAUUCUCAGAGUUCCUAUUUUUGUCCGUGUCUUCUUUAUCCUCAGUAUCCGAAAUUUAGACCUCCAAAUUAAAUAGAAGGAAAUAUUUAAAAGAAAAGCCAGUCUUCUAACAUGGCAAAGUUGUCACGUCCCUCGCUCAUGGACGUGCGGAACAUCAGGAUUCAUCUGACAUUCAUCGGCAACUAAGUUGUUCGCUUCACUGACUACGACAGCUUACAAUCAAGUCUUCAGCCAUAGUGUCGUCAACUGGUGAAAUAAUUUGCUCAUAAAUUGUGCUUCUUAAUUGCUCAUGUACUACAUCGAUCGAUAAUGCUCUCUUUGAGUUCACGAAGCGGCCCCGACGUUCCAAACCUGACGCUCACAGUCAUCUUUUGGUGUGAACCUACCGUGAACGGCGUGUCGGUUUGUAUGCAACGUGAGCAUUUCUCUGAGUUUCCCAACGCCAACAUCAUCUAACUGACUUAAACUCGAACAAUAAAAAAAUUAUAGAGUGACUCCUAUGAUCGAAUCGCUUCGAACAACGCAAAUAGCCUUCUUCAGUUUCGCAACGCCUUGUGGGUUUUUCAGGGGGGAACGCAGACAAGGUACAGAAAGUAUCCGUGCAAGGCUCCGUGCAAGAGAAAAUCAUAUGAAACCAUUUGUGAGAACAUCGUUUCUCGGUACCAGACCCUCGUGUCUUCCCUCCCCCGGAUGGCCGUUUUUCGCCGCAGACGACCGAAAACCGAAUUUAUGACUGGGCCGCACAGGCAGCCCAGUAACUAAUGAGUUAAAAAAUUUAGUUCUAGCUCCAGCCGUCCGAUAGUUACUGUUCCUUAGCUUUCCUUAUUCAACGUUGUCUUGUGAAGCCUAUUUGUGCACAGCCAGAAAGAGCAAAUAGUGAGUUCACUAACGGUGAACUUACGCAAAAGGAAGCCGAAGGAAAGAAGACAGCAAACCUUGAGUGAGAAGCGUGUCAAUAAUUUGUUUGAAAUUUUUUCCGCCAAACUUCACUUUCCUUUAAACACAUCUCAGUUUAAAAGACCAGAAUACUUUAUUGAUAAAUGAAAAUCUCGACAAAACUUGUAAUUGAUAACCCAUUCACGUUUGUCACACACAAACGUUUUGCCGACAUCUUGGUCUUUCUGUCGUUUUUUUGCGUAAGCUCCUUAAUUUUAAGGAACGACGGUAAAGAUUUUCAGGUGGCGUAUAUAUUUUAACUUACUCACAAGCCACCGAAGGUAGAAAGAAUUUUCGGUCAUUCUACUGAUCAAGUGAAUGAGAGGUCAGUAUUUUACAAAUUAAUGAGCAAUACCUCCGAUCUUCUUUUUCCAGCAGACUCGUACAUCUCGGUUGUUGUGAAACUUCUCAAAGCUGAAUACAAAAGGCGCUCACAGUUGAGACCACUUCUUUGGGAUAGCACCAUCGAGCUACCCCUGGAUGACGUCUACACAAGACUUAAAAUCGUUUCAAGGCGAAAAGCAGACUUCCGGGUGGAUGAUAACGAGGUGAAUGCGUUCGACAUCUUCACAGCUCUUGACAAAGGUGAGGAUGUUAUGACGCUUGUUGAAGGGAGUCCAGGAAUCGGUAAAACUACAUUUUGCCUUAAACUUGCCUAUGACUGGGCACAUGGAAAAAUCCCAGCGGAGUGUUCUUUUCCCAAAUUCGAGAUCGUGUUGCUUUUGAAAUGUCGAGACAUACAUGAAGAUAUAAUGGAAACCAUCAGUGAACAACUGUUGCCAGAAGAUAUGGAGGAGAAGACUAAAGAAAGACUAUUUGAUUUCAUUAAGGACUUUCAUAACCAGGAGAAAACUUUAAUCAUUUUGGACGGCUUGGAUGAGCUUCCCAAAGAUUCCGAACGUUAUGUAGAUAAACUGCUUCAAAGAAGAAUUUUAUCAUUUUGUUAUGUUUUGGCUACCUCCCGACAAGAGAGGGGAAUUGAUGUACGGAAAAGGUACGGCUUCGAUAUCCUCUUGGAGAUUAAAGGAUUCACAGAGAGUGAUGCUUUUGAUUAUAUCAGAAAACAUUUUAAAAAUGUUGGUCCCUUGCAUUCAUCAAAGGGAGAAAGUCUCAUUAAGGAAAUAGAAGAAAACACUCUGUUACAUGCCCUUCGAAAUAAUCCGUUAAAUUUACUUCUUCUUUGUGUUAUUUAUGAGGACUAUGAGGGGAAUUUGCCGUCUUCCCGUUCUGAGCUCUACCAAGUUAUUGUACUGUGCCUUUUAAGGAGACUUUGCGUUAAACACAACCUAGAGGCUCCUAAAGAAAACAGUGCCUUAGAGAAACGAUUUGAAGAGACCAUUCUCGCACUUGGAGAGUUAGCUUGGUUGUGUUUGCUGAGUGAUCGCUAUUGUUUUCUUGAAAGUGAAUUAGCUGCGCUUGAAAGAAGAUACAAAGGAUUAGUAUCUCGUCACGUAGGCCUAGUUUACAAAGAAGAAAGUCUGAGCAGGUUAAAGCCUCAAUAUGAGUACUACUUUCUUCACAAGACCUUCCAAGAGUACCUGGCUGCCGCCUUUAUUGCUCACAAGUUGCGAGGAAACCAGUUAAGGUUGUUUGAGCGUCUUAGUUUUCAUGAACUAGUGAAAAAGUAUCGAGAAGUGUUUCUUUUUGUUUCUGGUAUACUUGGGAGAGAUGCAAGCAUUUUAUUCACUCAGAUUGGCGAGGAGCUAAAAAACUGGGGAAAAUGGGACUGGGUCCGGUGCACACAGUCUGGAAUGGUGACAAUGGAUGACCGAGAGAGGGAAGAUGACUGGUAUGACUGUCACAACUACGACGAGGGGGACCAAGGCUGGGAAGCAGCAACUUUCCUUACAAAAAGCAUCAGUGAAACUGGACAUGCUGAAAAAAUGGCAGAGACCUUCUGUUUCUGCUUACCGUUUCCUGCGCAUGUUGAGAUUACCCUUCCUUCCAGUUAUAAUAUUUAUCACGUUUUAGAGGCCUUUAGAAAGUUUUCAAAUUUGCAGAAGCCAGUUUGCCUUACGUUUCAUGAUCGACUCAGGCUGAAAGACAGUGACUAUCAGACUGUUGUAGAGUACAUACAAUUUUGCUCUGAGCUUCAGACUCUUAGCAUUUUUACCCUUGCAAUGAAAUCAGAUCUAGCCAUAGCCCUACGUAGCGGCUUAUCCGGAAACACGACUUUAUCAGAGUUUACUCUUGAAGUGUGUGGCAGUAUCCCUUGUGACGCAGCUGUUGUCAUCGGUGAAUUGUUGGCUUCACGUAAAUCGUUGAAGAACGUAAAAUUUCUACUUCGUAGAGUACACGGCGUAGCUUGGGCCAAUACUAUUGAAACUGGAUUGUCUGCUGACACUCUUUUGUCGUCUGUGAGCCUCAGCGUUCGUGGGUCAUUGAGUGAUACCGCGGUCCACAGAUUAGGAAAGCUGUUAUCAAAUGAAGCUGUAACCUCAUUUUCCCUAAAUAUUUUUGGGGACAUGCAAGACUUCCUAGCUACUAUUAUCGGUAAAGGAAUCGCACAACAACCCGCAUUAAAGUCGUUCAAUCUUGGCGUCAAUGGCGACCUUAGUAAUUUUGCUGUUAAUGUCCUAGAAAAAGGCCUUUUAGAAAAUCGUACUCUAAAGGAUUUGAAAAUGUCUGUCCGUGGAAGAGUUCCAGACAACUGGCAAGCUCUUCCGGAACGUGUUCGUUUGGGAAAUAAGGCGUUAGUUACUUUAAGUGUUUACCCAGGUUCGUGCGGAAGAAUAACGCAUAAUCAAUUGGCUUAUUUUUGUCCUGGUCUGGAUGUGGUCGAGAAAGGCUUUCAGACGAAACAACAUUUAACUGUAGUCCAUUGGGGUGAGCUGAGUUGUGAUGGGGCAGAAGCUCUAUUUGAAGCCUUGGUACUUUCCCCACUGACAAGCCUUACUUUAAAAGUGCAUGGAAAAUUAACUUAUACAGUGGCUAAUUGCAUUGCAAGAUAUAUAAGACGACACAAGACACUUUGCUCCAUGACGAUUGAUGUUUGGGGGGAAUUGGACCCAGAAACAGGUGCUAUUCUUCAGGGACUGUCGGUUAACCACGUGACUGUCGAGGUAAAUGUUCAUGACGCCUCUGUCGUCCCCGACGAAUCGUGCGAUUUCCUUGAUGUCUGUAUUGACAGUAUUGAAUCACUUUCAUCAGUGCUGAAUGCAAUCAAGGAUACCACAGAGGAAAAGAUCAAAUUAAAAAUCAUUAACGACGAUGGUGCAAGUAAAGACUGGACACACCUCGUAGGUGAUGCUUUGGCAGAAAACAAGACAGUAACCGCGCUCGAUGUUACGAUCAACAACUUCAUAAUAAACACGACAGCAGACUUAGGGAAUGAACUUGGGGAGAGUUUGUUGCGAAGCUCUUCUCUGACAGUUUUAAAUCUCGCAAUCAACAACUACAGUAACAUGGCAAAAGGCUGGGAAUGUAGAUUGGUGAACUGCUUGGCCAAGGUGACUUCAUUAACUACACUCAGUCUUGCAAUUGAAGAUCAUGGCGCGCAGAGGACAGCAGAAAGUUUGGGUGAGAGUUUGAUGGCAAUGACUUCAUUGACGACACUUUCCGUUGUAAUCAAUGGCAGUAAUUUGGAUGAAUUCUGGAGUUGCUUUUUGCGAAACUGUUUGGUGGAAAACACUUCAUUGUCCAUACUCUGUGUUACAGUUAACAACUACAAGAACAACAACGAGAAUGAAAACGAGAACGAGAACGAGAACGACAACGAUUCGGUUGAUUCGUUUUGUUACGUGUCAGCUGUCUCCGAUGAGUCUGAAUACUGGUAUAAAGGUCUGGCUGAUGGCUUAGCUCGAGCUGCAUCAUUAAACGAAUUGACUCUGACAAUAAACGAUGACACCUCUCCUUGUUACUCCUGGAUAGAGAGUGUGUUUGAAGGACUGGCAGAAAACGAGACAGUAACUACUCUUACUGUGACAACCAGCAGUGAUGACGAUUCCCUAUUUGGUGAGUUGUGGGCCUCUGAACUGCAUAAUGGUUUGGCGUUGAACAACUCAUUAACUACGGUCACCCUGAUAAUGAAUAUUUACUCUGAAGGUGAGCGGCUUGAAGGCUAUAACACAUACUGGUUUGAAGCGAUGAACCAUAUGAACACAUCAUUUAGUACACUCAAUCUGACCAUCAACAUCUGCAGAGAAGCCACUGCAGACUGGUUACCCAAUAUUUGCCGCCUUCUAGAGAAGAGGUCUUCGUUGACAACAUUUAGAUUGAACGUUAACAACCAUUGCGCUACAAAGGAA
Porites lobata is the source of this 11119-nucleotide messenger RNA. The record is from the annotation of a GenBank genome assembly. NCBI's taxonomy places the organism in Eukaryota, Metazoa, Cnidaria, Anthozoa, Scleractinia, Poritidae.